AUGUCCCCGUCAGUCCUAAGGGCCCUGACGCUCUCCACCGCCAUGAAGUGUGCCCCCCACGACGGCUGCUCCCUGCUGCUGCGUGUGCAGGCCUCCUUCAUGCUGCAUGAGAGCCUGCGGGGCCUGGAGGCCUGCUUCAUGAGCCUCAACACCCAGGAGACACACUGUGACAGCGUGCGGGUCCCCAGGGCCUCUCGCCGGCUGCACGUGGGGCAGCAGCUCCAGGUGCACUUUGACUGCUUUGAGGUCAGCGUGGCUGAGAGACUCUAUGUCACCCUGAGGACCAUCCCCCACUUCUGUAAGGUGCAGCUGGAACAGCAGUACCAAGUGGAAGCCAGGAAGCUGUCCUACUGGGUGGACCGCAGCCGCAAGGUCUUUCUGGUCCAGGUGCCGGAGGCCUCUGGGGGCACCGACUACUACCUGCGGCUCUGCCUCAAGUGGUUCACCUGUGAGGCCGUAGGCGAGCUGGUGCAGGUGACAGCGAACAGUGUCUCUGGGACGGUCUCUCUGCCCUACAGCCAGGAGCUGCCCUGCCUGUGCCUCGAGAGCUGGUCUGCGACCCCAGAUGCUGUGCGGACCCAGAUCUGCCCCUUUGAAAAUGACACGGAGGCGCUGUGGAAGGCCAUCCACUACCACCCAGGGACCCGGGCACUGAGCUGGGAGCCUGCCUGUCCCGUGAGCGGCCACGUGAGCCUGUGCUGGUGCCCAGAUCCAGGGGCCCCCUGCCAUGAGCUGGAGCACUCACACCGGCCUGCACAUGGCAGGGUGCAGUACUCACCGGUGGACACCCAGCCCCAGCUCUGCCUCAAGUUCUCCACCAGCCUGGGCUUCUGGGUGAGGUGCCCUUUCCAACAGCCACGCUUCCCAGGUGAGCUUACCCAGGAGGCUGGCUGUGCCCUUUGCAGCAUGGAUGCAGCAAAUACCAGAGAGACAGGACCCUGGAAGAUGACCAUCCAGCCAGCACCCUCCCGGACCCACCUCCGGGUCACCUUCUUCUCGCCCAGCCCCGCCUGCUUCCAGGUGUGCCUGUGUCAUCGAAGGAAGACCUGGGCCCUUGCCUGCCACCGGACAUUCCAGGCCACCACCCUCCCUCCAGGCUCUGUGAGCCAGGCUGGCCUCACAGUGGAGUCUGCCUUUGUGGACAUUCCCAGGGACAAGGCCUGUGGGCCCGACACUUGCAUCCAGGUGGUGGGCUGGAGAACGGAUGUGGACUUCUCAGUGCCUGAGCAGCUGUGUGACAUCCAGUGCGGUGAGUGCCUGAGCUGGGCUUCAGCCACGGGGGCCAGUGAGAGGAGCCCCAGGGGGCUGCAGGAGGCGGAGUGA
Molecule: messenger RNA, 1323 nt
Organism: Miniopterus natalensis
Lineage: Eukaryota; Metazoa; Chordata; Mammalia; Chiroptera; Miniopteridae
Source: RefSeq, a predicted model, not a curated record